AUGGCCCUCCGCGUGUCUUCCACAAUUUCACGGUCCUUGAACCCAGUGCACACCAGGGCUAGGCGCUUCUCAUCAUCUAGGUUGCUCAUGUCGUCGGCAAACUAUCGAAUAGAAAGGGAUACAUUUGGUGAACUUCACGUUCCGGCGAACAGGUACUGGGGGGCCCAGACGCAGAGGUCCCUUCAAAACUUUGAUAUCGGAGGUCCAGCGGAAAGGUUACCUUCGCCUCUGAUCAAGGCCUUCGGUGUUCUGAAGAAGGCAGCCUCUGUCGUCAAUGUUGAAUAUGGCAUGGACCCAAAAAUAGGAGAGGCCAUCCAAAAGGCUGCAGACGAUGUCAUUUCUGGUAAAUUGUUGGACGAAUUCCCUUUGGUCGUGUUCCAAACAGGUAGCGGAACUCAAAGCAACAUGAACGCCAAUGAGGUUAUUUCUAAUCGAGCGAUCGAAAUACUUGGGGGUCAACUCGGUUCUAAAAACCCUGUACAUCCCAAUGACCACGUCAACCGGAGUCAGAGCAGUAACGAUACCUUCCCCACUGUGAUGCACAUAGCAGCCGUCACGGAGAUCACCAAUACCCUGCUUCCUAGCCUCGUCGAACUACGCGACGCGCUCGCCGCAAAGGCCAAAGAAUUUGACCACAUCAUCAAGAUCGGUCGUACUCACUUGCAGGAUGCCACACCACUGACUCUUGGCCAAGAGUUCAGCGGCUACGUCCAACAGGUCGCUAAUGGCAUCGACCGCAUCGAGGCAGUAUUACCAAGAUUGAGUUAUUUGGCUCAAGGAGGAACCGCUGUCGGAACUGGCCUGAACACAAAGAAAGGUUUUGAUGUGAAAAUAGCGGCUGAAGUAUCAAAACUAACAGGCCUCAAGUUUGCCACCGCUCCGAACAAGUUCGAAGCUUUGGCCGCCCACGAUGCUCUUGUCGAGGCGCAUGGCGCUCUCAAUGUCCUUGCUUGUUCAUUCAUGAAGAUUGCCAACGAUAUCCGUUAUCUUGGCUCAGGACCGCGCUGUGGGUUGGGUGAAUUAAGCCUGCCAGAAAACGAGCCCGGUAGCAGUAUCAUGCCAGGAAAGGUCAACCCUACGCAGUGUGAGGCGCUCACGAUGGUGGCUGCUCAAGUGAUGGGCAACCAAACGGCAGUAUCAGUUGCAUGUGCAAGCGGCCAAUUCGAACUUAACGUCUUCAAGCCCGUUAUCGCUAAGAAUGUCUUGCAAAGCAUUCGGCUUCUUGCUGAUGGUUCGCGGUCAUUUACAAAGAAUUGCGUUGUCGGCAUUCAAGCGAAUGAGAAACGAAUCCACACCUUACUGAACGAGUCACUGAUGCUUGCUACGAUCCUGAACAGCCAUCUAGGAUACGACAACGUUGCGAAGUGUGCCAAGAAAGCGCACAAGGAGGGAACAACGUUGAAGGAGGCGACUGUUGCACUUGGAUUCCUAACACCCGAAGAAUUUGACGAGAAAGUUCGCCCAGAACUGAUGCUACACCCUGACAAUUAA
Cyclocybe aegerita is the source of this 1491-nucleotide messenger RNA. The record is from the annotation of a GenBank genome assembly. Lineage: Eukaryota; Fungi; Basidiomycota; Agaricomycetes; Agaricales; Hemipholiotaceae.